CCCUGCCGCGGCCGAAGCACGGCGUGUUCCAAGGGCUCCGCCGCCGCCGUCGUGGAAGCAGGAUUUCCGCGGUUGUGUAAGCGCCGGUCGCGGCCGUGCAGGGGCCUGGGCUCCGCCUAGUCCCCGGGGCUCCAGCCGCCGAGCCAUGGCGGGGAACUGCGGGGCCCGCCGCGCGCUGUCGGUGCACACGCUGCUGUUCGACCUGCCGCCGGCGCUGCUGGGGGAGCUGUGCGCGGUCCUGGACAGCUGCGAUGGCGCGCUGGGCUGGCGCGGCCUGGCAGAGCGACUUUCAAGCAGCUGGCUGGAUGUUCGUCAUAUUGAAAAAUAUGUAGACCAAGGUAAAAGUGGAACAAGAGAAUUACUUUGGUCCUGGGCACAGAAAAACAAGACCAUCGGUGACCUUUUACAGGUCCUCCAGGAGAUGGGGCAUCAUCGAGCUAUUCAUUUAAUCAGAAACCAUGGAGCAGUCUUGAGUCCUUCAGAGAAGAGUUAUCAAGAAGGUGGAUUUCCAAACAUAUCAUUCAAGGAAACAGCCAAUGUCACAGCGGAUAAUGUUCUUAUUCCUGAACAUACUGAAAAAGGAAUAUUGCUUAAACCUUCCAUCAGCUUUCAAAACAUCAUAGAAGGAACUAGACAUUUCCACAAAGACUUCCUAAUUGGAGAAGGAGAGAUUUUUGAGGUGUACAGAGUGGAGAUUCAAAACCAAACAUAUGCUGCCAAAUUAUUUAAACAGGAGAAAAAAAUGCAAUGUAAGAAGCAUUGGAAGAGGUUUUUAUCUGAGCUUGAAGUUUUACUGCUGUUUCACCAUCCAAACAUACUAGAGUUGGCCGCAUAUUUUACAGAGACUGAGAAGUUCUGUCUGGUUUAUCCAUACAUGAGAAAUGGAACACUUUUUGACAGAUUGCAGUGUGUAGGUGGUACGGCUCCACUCCCUUGGCACAUUCGAAUCAGCACAUUAAUUGGAAUAUCCAAAGCAGUUCACUACCUGCACAACAUCCAACCAUGCUCCGUCAUCUGUGGCAGUAUAUCAAGUGCAAACAUCCUUUUGGAUGAUCAGUUUCAACCCAAACUAACUGAUUUUGCCAUGGCACACUUCCGGCCCCACCUAGAACAUCAGAGUUGUACCAUAAAUACGACCAGCAGCAGCAGUAAACAUCUGUGGUACAUGCCGGAAGAGUACAUCAGACAGGGGAAACUUUCCAUUAAAACAGACGUCUACAGCUUUGGAAUUGUAAUAAUGGAAGUUCUGACAGGAUGUAGAGUAGUGUUAGAUGAUCCGAAACAUAUCCAGCUGCGGGAUCUCCUUAUAGAAUUGAUGGAGAGGAGAGGUCUGGAUUCAUGUCUCUCAUUUCUUGAUAAGAAAGUGCCUCCCUGCCCUCGGAAUUUCUCUGCCAAGCUAUUCUGUUUGUCAGGGCAAUGUGCUGCAACGCGGGCAAAAUUAAGACCAUCAAUGGAUGAAGUUCUACAUACUCUUGAAAGUACUCAAGCCAGCUUGUAUUUUGCUGAAGAUCCUCCCACAUCACUGAAGUCCUUCAGAUGUCCGUCUCCUCUAUUCCUGGAGAAUGUACCAAGUAUUCCAGUGGAAGAUGAUGAAAGCCAGAAUAACCAUUUACUGCCUUAUGAUGAAAGCUUGAGGAUAGACGGAAUGACUCCAAAAACUCCUUUUGAAUGCAGCCAGUCUGAGGUUAUGUUUCUGAGCUUGGACCAAAAGCCAGGGAGCAAGAGAAAUGAGGAAGCUUGCAACAUGCUGAGUUCUUCUUGUGAAGAAAGCUGGUUCCCAAAGCAUAUAGUUCCAUCCCAGGACUUAAGGGCCUAUGAGGUAAAUAUGGAUCCUUCUUCAGAAGCUCCAGGCCAUUCUUGCAGGAGCUGGCCAGUGGAGACCAGCCAUUUCUCCAAAUUUUCCUGGGAUGAAUAUGAACAGAACAAAAAGGAAUAAAUUCCACCAGAAGAUAAAGAAAAAAGCAAGUAUUGUAUAAGCACCUGCGUAUAGGAAUGACCUUGGGAAGACAUUGGCUCUAUAGGCAAUGCCAAGAGAAUGAUCAAUGGUGAGUUUGGGUGAUGCAGAUAAACAAUCUGGACAAUUCCAUUUCUUCUUUCCCACCCUCAAACAGAGUGCCUCAAAAAAUUGUUUUAUCAGGAUAAUUGCCUUAUGACCAAACCCAUGCUCAAUUAGAGCCAUUCAAAAUUCAUUAAGAUCAUUGGUUCUGACUUUAGCCAAACAAAACAAUCAAAACCUACCAGAAAGGGACUGGAUUCUAAUGUCUUCUCCAUCAACCUCAGUGUGGGUCCUCAGAGCCUCCAUCUGCCAAGAACAUUCCGUUUGAUUCCAUCGUUUGGUUUAGCUUGCUUGCAAGGGUUGUAGGAAAUGUCUAAUUUGUAAAUGUUAGUAGAUACCUUUGGAAAGAAUCACCUUGCUAUUCUGAUUGA
Saimiri boliviensis boliviensis (Bolivian squirrel monkey) is the source of this 2427-nucleotide messenger RNA. RefSeq names its product interleukin 1 receptor associated kinase 3 (gene IRAK3). Gene Ontology annotation, cellular component: nucleus; plasma membrane; cytoplasm. The record is from RefSeq and is a predicted model, not a curated record. Lineage: Eukaryota; Metazoa; Chordata; Mammalia; Primates; Cebidae. Gene Ontology annotation, biological process: protein phosphorylation; negative regulation of tumor necrosis factor production; negative regulation of MAP kinase activity. Gene Ontology annotation, molecular function: protein binding; protein kinase activity; ATP binding.